Molecule: messenger RNA, 3296 nt
Organism: Echinops telfairi (small Madagascar hedgehog)
Lineage: Eukaryota; Metazoa; Chordata; Mammalia; Afrosoricida; Tenrecidae
Gene: HK1
Product: hexokinase 1
Exons: 17
Coding region: 19-2694 (891 amino acids)
Biological process (GO): intracellular glucose homeostasis; glycolytic process; glucose 6-phosphate metabolic process
Cellular component (GO): mitochondrion; cytosol
Molecular function (GO): D-glucose binding; ATP binding; glucokinase activity
Source: RefSeq, a predicted model, not a curated record
GACAAGUAUCUCUAUGCCAUGCGGCUCUCCGAUGAAACGCUGCUGGACAUCAUGGCUCGCUUCCGGAAGGAGAUGAAGAACGGCCUCUCCCGGGAUUUUAACCCAACCGCCACGAUCAAGAUGCUGCCAACCUUUGUCAGGUCCAUUCCCGACGGCUCGGAAAAGGGAGAUUUCAUUGCCUUGGAUCUUGGUGGGUCUUCCUUUCGGAUUCUCCGGGUGCAAGUGAAUCAUGACCAGCAUCAGAAUGUGCGCAUGGAGUCCGAGGUGUACGACACCCCUGAGAACAUCAUUCACGGCAGUGGAAGCCAGCUCUUCGAUCAUGUCGCUGAGUGCUUGGGAGACUUCAUGGAGAAAAAGAAAAUCAAAGACAAGAACUUGCCUGUGGGAUUCACAUUUUCCUUCCCCUGCCGACAAUCCAAAAUUGACGAGGCCAUCCUGAUCACCUGGACAAAGAGAUUUAAAGCGAGCGGAGUAGAGGGAGCAGAUGUGGUGGCGCUGCUGAACAAAGCCAUCAAAAAGCGAGGGAACUACGAUGCCAACAUCGUGGCCGUGGUGAAUGACACAGUGGGGACCAUGAUGACCUGUGGCUACGAUGACCAGCAGUGUGAAGUGGGCCUCAUCAUUGGCACUGGCACCAACGCCUGCUACAUGGAGGAACUCAGGCACAUUGACCUGGUGGAAGGCGACGAGGGGAGGAUGUGCAUCAACACGGAGUGGGGGGCCUUUGGGGACAACGGGUCUCUAGAAGACAUCCGGACCGAGUUUGACCGAGAGAUAGAUCGGGGCUCCCUCAAUCCUGGAAAGCAGCUGUUUGAGAAGAUGGUCAGCGGCAUGUACUUGGGGGAGCUGGUUCGGCUGAUCCUGGUCAAGAUGGCCAAGGAGGGUCUCCUGUUUGAAGGGCGGAUCACCCCGGAGCUGCUUACCAAAGGGAAGUUCAACACCAGUGACGUGUCAGCCAUCGAAAAGAAUAAAGAGGGCCUCCACAACGCCAAAGAGAUCCUGACCCGCCUGGGCGUGGAGCCGUCUUCGGACGACUGCAUCGCAGUGCAGCACGUGUGCACCAUCGUCUCCUUCCGCUCGGCCAACCUGGUGGCUGCCACCUUGGGCGCCAUCUUGAACCGCCUUCGCGAUAACAAGGGCACCCCCAGGCUGCGGACCACGGUUGGUGUCGACGGGUCUCUUUACAAGACGCACCCACAGUAUUCCCGGCGUUUCCACAAGACCCUGCGGCGCCUGGUGCCCGACUCCGAUGUGCGCUUCCUGCUGUCCGAGAGCGGCAGCGGCAAGGGCGCCGCCAUGGUGACCGCCGUGGCCUACCGCCUGGCCGAGCAGCACCGGCAGAUCGAGGAGACCCUGGUCCGCUUCCGCCUCACCAAGGAGACGCUGAUGGUGGUGAAGAAGCGGAUGCUGGAGGAGAUGGAGUUUGGGCUGAAGAAGAAGACAAACGACAAGGCCACCGUCAAAAUGCUGCCCUCCUUUGUCCGCAGCACCCCGGACGGGUCUGAGAACGGUGACUUCUUGGCCCUCGAUCUGGGCGGCACGAAUUUCCGUGUCUUGCUGGUGAAGAUCCGUAGCGGGAAGCGGAGAACAGUGGAAAUGCACAACAAGAUCUACGCCAUUCCCGUGGAGAUCAUGCAGGGCACCGGGGAGGAGCUCUUUGACCACAUUGUCUCCUGCAUCUCUGACUUCCUGGACUACAUGGGGAUCAAAGGCCCCAGAAUGCCGCUGGGCUUCACGUUCUCGUUCCCCUGCAAGCAGAUGAGCUUGGACGCGGGUAUUUUGAUCACCUGGACAAAGGGUUUUAAAGCGACCGACUGUGUGGGGCACGAUGUAGCCACCUUACUGAGGGACGCGGUCAAAAGGAGAGAGGAAUUUGACGUGGAUGUGGUCGCCGUGGUCAACGACACGGUGGGCACCAUGAUGACCUGCGCCUACGAGGAGCCCACCUGUGAGGUCGGACUCAUCGUGGGAACCGGCAGCAACGCAUGCUACAUGGAGGAAAUGAAGAAUAUUGAGAUGGUGCCCGGGACCAGCGGGCGGAUGUGUAUCAACAUGGAAUGGGGGGCCUUCGGGGACAACGGGUGUCUGGAUGAUAUUAGAACGAUAUAUGAUAAACUGGUGGAUGAAUAUUCCCUAAACUCGGGAAAGCAAAGGUUUGAGAAGAUGAUCAGUGGCCUGUACCUGGGCGAGAUCGUGCGCAACAUCCUGAUCGACUUCACCAAGAAGGGCUUUCUCUUCCGCGGGCAGAUCUCGGAGACCCUGAAGACGAGGGGCAUCUUUGAGACCAAGUUUCUCUCUCAGAUCGAGAGUGACCGGUUGGCGCUGCUCCAGGUCCGAGCCAUCCUCCAGCAGCUGGGGCUGAACAGCACCUGCGACGACAGUAUUCUCGUGAAGACCGUGUGUGGGGUCGUGUCCAGGAGGGCUGCGCAGCUGUGUGGCGCAGGCAUGGCCGCCGUGGUGGAUAAGAUCCGUGAGAACAGGGGGCUGGACCAUCUGAAUGUCACCGUGGGAGUGGAUGGGACCCUCUUCAAGCUUCAUCCACACUUCUCCAAAAUCAUGCACCAAACGGUGAAGGAACUGGCACCACAGUGCAACGUGUCCUUCCUGCUCUCCGAAGACGGCAGUGGCAAGGGCGCCGCGCUCAUCACGGCCGUGGGCGUGCGGCUCCGAGGAGAAACCCCCAUGAGCAACUGAGCGCCCGGGAGCCCGCCUGCCGCCCCUCCGGCGCUCAUCUCUUGCAGGGGCGCCCCCUCCCCCGUCCCUCCCAGCGAGCCGAGCUGGGGGGCGCGGGCGCCAGAGCUGCCACCGCGCAGCCGGAGGGACACAGAACCCAACUCAUGGCGUCUACAGUAGGAUACAAGUUAGCGUGUGUGCUGUUGGUAAUCCCUCACCCGCCCCGCCACUGCAUGAGUUGAUUUCCACCGGGUCGUGCGUUCCCCGCGUGCAAAGCCUAGUGACGCAUCUGCCCGACGGAGCUGUUGAUGCAAAGCCACGUCCUCGGCCGGGCCGCGGGGAUGCUGCUGACGCCCGAGCCCGGGACCCCUCCCCAGCGUGCAGUGCACCGUCACCAGCAGCUCUGCCGGGCUCCUGUGCACGCAGCGGGGCCGCGCCAGUCACCGCGACGUCCUGCACCCUGUUUGUCCCGUGGGGGCGGGGUGGGGGGGUGGCAAUCGUGUGGGCAAUGUCUCGUCUUCAUUUGGGUAAAAAGAACCAAGCAACCAACAGUGUCGUCACUGGAAUCGCCAUCGCUUUUGUGAGCCAUGUUGUGUGACCUAGUAAACUUUGUACCAACUCCA